AGUAUUACAAUAGUUCACAGAACUGUAUUUUUUAUCAAAUAAAUGCUACCUUAAUGAGCAUCACAGACUUAAAAAUAAAAAAAAAUCGGUAUAUGCCUAGUAUAUUAAAUAAAUAAUUUGUGCAAACCUAACUGUUGCCCUCUAGCUGCAUUAGGUACAGUGUCAGUCACAGCAUGUCUUGUUAUUUGCUAACCCUGUUGUAUAUAUGUUCACACAGUUCAGUUUUCAUAAGGGUUCAUCUUGACACUGAUCAGGCCAGCUGUGGUCAUGAUGUGUCAAGAAACAUCUUGACUUUUCUUUCAGCCUCUCCUCCUCAUCAUACACCCUGUUCUGUUAACACACUGCCAUUGCCACUUCAUUUAUAAUGAGGACACUCAUCCACACUCCUCCCUUUUUCCAUCUCUCUGUCUCUGGUUUCACUGCUCAUCCUUCGAAAUGCCUGGACCGAGUGAAAGACAAGAGCCCCAUCCCAUGAAUUAUGCAUCGCUGCUAUAACUGUUAUGGAGGAGUCCGAGAUGAGGAAGUCAGUAAGAUGGAAAGAGACGAGCAGAGUUCCUCAGACCGCAGAGGACAUCAUUACGUCUUACCUAACAGCCUCCGAUGAGAAUCAGAACAAACUGCAGGAGGCAGAGAUCAUGGACUUGCAAGCGGUUAAACUCGACUCAGAGAACGGGAACAGAGAGGAGAGCUUUCCAACAAACAUCAAGAGCCAUAACUGCUCUUUAGAUCAUGGUCGUCUCUCUGGGAUUGUGCCACCUGGGCCUAGUCCUUCUCUUCUGGCUUCACUGCAGUCCCUUGUUGAACACAAUGAUCACAUGCUCCUCCCUCAUUCCUUACACCAGAUAGCGGAGGGCUACUUCCUUGAAAAGGACUAUCAGUGGGCAGUGGAGUUUCUUCAUCUGGAGAAGCUGUAUCAUGAAAGACUGCUGUCUAAUCUGGCCUCCAUACAAGAGAAAUGGGAGUCCCAGAGGAAAAUCAGCAUCUUAACUGAAAAUAACUCUCCUUUAAACUCUAAUGGAACUGACAGAGAGAGAGAGAGAGAGCAUAUGGAACUGUUGAGUCAUAUCUGCAAAACACACCAGAGACCUAACCUCUCUUUGGAAAAGAACAUGGACGACAUAAAACUACACAACAGCCCAGCUCUUGUUUCAAAACACAGAAGAUCAAAACAAGAACACGCUUCAGUGAACUCAUCCCAGAGAGAGAACCGGGCGGAGGACUGCUCAUGGCCAGAAGCUGAACAGGAGCCAGAAGAGGACUGUGAAGUGAAUGAGGAGGAGGAGGAGGAGGACGAGGAAGGUCUUGAGGAGGAUGAGUUCUGGAAUGAGGAGCUGCAGGAUGACACAGUCGUCGACGGCCAGGUUCCUGUGGAUGAGCCGGCCAGCCUUAUUCAGGUAGAAGAGAGGAUUCCCUCAGAUGGCUUAGUGUCUAUUUUAAAGAAGAGAGAAACAAAGAAAGCUGCACUGCUAAAAGACUCAACUAAACGCAGGGUCCGCUUUAGAGAGCAGGGCAAUGCUUUCGAUCAAGAUGAGUCGCCCAGAAACUCUUGCCUGAUCCUUCUCGUCCUGUGUCUGGUUACUGUGGUGAUCAGCACGGGUGGGACUGCGCUUUAUUGUCUCGUUGGAGAGGCGUACUCAAACGUGUGCGCUGACUUCUCGCAAAACGUGGACUUUUACUUUGGACCUGUACGACGAGGAGUGGAAGCUCUCGCACAGUGGCUCUCUACUGAUGCAUCAUAGCAGCUGUUUCAUGCAGUGGAACUUGCAUUAACAACAGUAUUCCUCUUGAGAUAAUAUGCACUAACGCACAUUACCAGACUGGCCUUAAUAAAUGUUGCUUUAGUGAUUCA
This is a messenger RNA of Carassius auratus (goldfish), 1849 nucleotides long. RefSeq names its product consortin-like. Gene Ontology annotation, biological process: positive regulation of Golgi to plasma membrane protein transport. Lineage: Eukaryota; Metazoa; Chordata; Actinopteri; Cypriniformes; Cyprinidae. Gene Ontology annotation, cellular component: transport vesicle; trans-Golgi network; plasma membrane. Bases 501 to 1739 code for a protein of 412 amino acids. The transcript has 10 exons. Gene Ontology annotation, molecular function: connexin binding. The record is from RefSeq and is a predicted model, not a curated record.